Scylla paramamosain (green mud crab) is the source of this 3062-nucleotide messenger RNA. RefSeq names its product sorbitol dehydrogenase-like. Lineage: Eukaryota; Metazoa; Arthropoda; Malacostraca; Decapoda; Portunidae. The record is from RefSeq and is a predicted model, not a curated record. The transcript is spliced from 8 exons. The coding region runs from base 139 to 1449 and encodes 436 amino acids.
AGGGAUAACAUGCGAGGGUAAGACACGUGGCGAUUGUGGUAUGCAUAUAUAGCGGGGAAACAGCGAGUGGCCUUCAUUACCUACCUGAACCGUCACAGUAGCGAGUAGCCCGCCCCAGCACCCACCUCAGCCGCUACCAUGGUGCACAAAGACGAGGUCGUGAAAAAGAAGACGGUGUCCCCCAUCAUGAAGCACGAAGACGAAGACGUGAAAGUGAAGAAGGUGACCGCCGUCAUGAAGCACGAAGACGAAGACGUGAAAGUGAAGAAGGUGACCGCCGUCAUGGUGCACGAAGAGGAAGACGUGAAAGUGAAGAAGGUGACCACCACCUUGAUGCCUGAAGACGAAGAUGUGAAAAUGAAGACCGUGGCCGCCACCAUGAUGCACGAACACGUGAAAGUGACGAACGUGACCGUCGUGAUGAUUGCUGUGGCUAAGCUAUCGAUACGAACGCAUGAAUACUCCAAUAAGCUCGCCUGUGACGAGGUGCUGGUCAAGAUCUCCAAGGUGUGCAUUUGCGAGAACGAUGACCAUUAUGUUUACGAGGGGAAGCUCGGCGACAUAGAGGCGAAGAUGCCGUGCGGGGUGUGCACUGCUUGCAUGGGCACCGUGGCCUACUGCGGGAGAGAAGUCACCGAUUUCAAGAUUGGUGACCGCGUGACCAUCGAGCCAGGGUCCCCUUGUGGCUGCUGCCACAUGUGUACGUCGGGCUGCUACAACCUGUGCGAGGAGUCCACCUGCUACAUGACUGAGAGUGUGGGCGGCGGCUGCCUCGCCAAGUACUGCAUGACCAAGGCUCAUCUUGUGCACAAACUGCCGGACUGCGUGUGUGAUGAGGAUGGAGCCAUGGUGCAGCCGUUGUCCAUGGCCUUGCAUGCCUGCAACCGCGCCGAGGUGUCCGCUGGAUCGCAUGUGCUGGUGUCGGGCGCCGGCUGCAUGGGCCUGCUGUGUGUGGGCGUCGCCAAGGCCAUGGGCGCCACCAAAAUUAUGGUCGUGGACGAAAAUGGAGAACUCUUGAAAAAGGCAUGCGAGAUGGGCGCUGACCACACCAUACUACUGAACUGCAACAUGGACGCUGCGACCCUGGCCAAGAGGGUGGAAGAGGAAAUGGGGUGCCCGCCGAAUGUCUCCUUUGAGUGUACUAGCACCAAGAAGGGAAUGAACAACUGCAUUCACGCGACCGAGGCGAGCGGGACGGUCAUGCAAGUUGGAGUCUGCAACGAAGAGGUCACGCUGCCUCUGUACCUCGCCACCAUGAACGAGAUUGAUAUUAAAGGCAUUUGCUGUUCAGCUAAUUGCUUCCCCGUUGCCAUCGAGAUGAUCGAGAACAACAUGGUGUGCGUCAACAAACUCAUCUCCAAGUGCUACGAUUUCAGCCACUACCAGGAUGCUUUCGACUUCCUUCACAACAACGACGACUGCAUCUGUUGCAUUGUGUCCUGCUGCUAGAUACCCACGGCCGCGAGGGAAGGAGGCUACUGCUGCUGUUGCUGCUUCUAAGGCAUAACAGUAGUUUGCCUGAGUAUUGCAGCUGCUUAAUUAAAGGAGGAAUAAUUUGAUCACAGAUAUUUUUUUUUUUCCGUAAUGUGUCACCGCAGGUGCUUGGUGCGAUUCAGUCAUAAGAGAAGUGAUGGGGCCUGUUCUUUCUUUCUUCUUUCCUGCAUGACAGAUUUGUUUUGAUGAGUUUCUUUCCUUUAUAUUUUACUUUUUAUUUGCUAUUGCUUCUCUUUUAAGUUUAUGUUGCUCCUCCUCCUCCUCCUCCCACCACUGCUACUACUGCUACUACUACUACUACUAUUACUACUACUACUACUACUACUACUACUACUACUACUAUUACUACUACUACUACUACCACUACUACUACUACUACUACUACUACUACUACUAAUAAUAAUAAUAAUAAUAAUAAUAAUGAUAAUAAUCAAUAUUAUAGAUACCAUGACUUUUAGUUGACACAGAAAUUUUAAUAAGAAAAGACGCCGCAUCUUUUUAAAAACCUUGUUAAACAGCGAUUUUUUUCCCUCCCUUCAUGGCAUCCCUGGAAGAGCUAACAGAAACUACAAGCAUCCCUGAUUCCUGCACAUCUUGCAUGAAUAUUACCACAGUACUAAAUUACUUCAUUACUACAGUCAUCUUUCCUUCCUUGGGUUUAACAUUCCAUUUCACACAUUACACUUUCCUAUACCACCACUACCAUCACCACCACUACCACAGCUGCGCCUUGCUGCAUACAUCUGCUGAAUUAAUAGCUCCCUCAUCCUUCGUACAUAUGUGCUUAUUUCAACACGUGCCACUGAUAAACGCUUCUUCACAUUUGUGCACAUCAAAGCCACAUGCAUUUCAUUAUUCUUGUGCACGUUUCUCUUAUAUAAUUUCGUGUACAUGCAUAAAAGUGACAUUCAUUUAAGCUCCACUAUUCUUCACUAUUCAUGUAAGCACUUCACCAUUCUUGUGCACGCUUUUCUCAUAUGAAUUCGUGCAUGUGCAUAAACGUGACAUUCAUGUAAGCUUCUUCGAGCAUGCACGUGAUAGGCGUGGACUUAAAUGUAUACUGGCUUUGCACGGCAGAACAGAACAACAAACUCAAGUAGUCAUGCUGCUGGGAAAGGAAAGGAAAGAUGUCGUGUGUGUGUAAAUGCGUGUGAAAGUUGUGGCAAUGUUUGGUUUGGUCUCACUAAGCAGUCCCAAGUGUUAUAAGGAAUUCCUCACUUUAAUUAUUUUUCUUUAUGGCUUAUUUGGUGAUCUAAUGAGCUCUGAAUCUCGUUUAUCUUGAAUUUUUAAGUUGUUGUGGUUAUUUUCGUUAUUCUAGUUAGUGCUAUUAAUGUGAUGGUCUGCUUGCUUUCCUUUUGCUUUGCUGUUAAUCGGACAUUCUCGGUUGCUUUAAUUCACGAUUCCCUCACUGGCUAAUGCUGUAGUAGAAGCAGAAGGUGCAUUACAGAUGAUGUGUAAAGAGCGUGUGACAAUAACUGUGUGUAUGAUAAAAGGAGCUGGUGUUUAUGUUCUACACUCUUAUUCCUUUGUUCCCUGAUUCGGAUGUUUAAUAAAGCAUGUUCAUUCAA